AAAUCGGAAGUUAUCUUGCCGUCAACGGUGGCUUGACAGCUAACUAGCGUUAGCAACAUAGUUGGCUAUCCUCGAAAGAAUUUCACCGCAACAAACUUGUUUAUGACACAAACUCAUAAUGCAGAGUCGCUGCGCGGUGCCGAACUGUACUAGCGGCAAAUCCGACACACAGCCACUCUUCCGGUUUCCGCAGGAUCCAGAAAGGUCUAAGAAGUGGGUUGAAAAAUGCCAGAGGCAAGAUCUCAAAGACAGCUCACCAGACCAGUUGUACAGAUACUACAGACUCUGUGGAAAACAUUUUGAAACGUCUUUGAUUCAUAUUGAUGGUCAGAGUGCAGUGUUGAAGGAUGAUGCCAUACCAACUAUCUUCGAUGUGCCAAGCCAACCUCAAAAUGGGCAGGUGAAGCGCAGUAAAGAGACGACCAAAGACGAUGAAACGGAGAGUAAGGGGAGAAAAAAAAUCAAAAAGUCUCCAGCAGAGACAGCUAAGGAAGAUGUCCAGGUCCUCCCAGAGGAAGAGGAGUACAAAGAGUAUCUGAAGUCAUUAUUUGAAGUACUUGUACUGUUGGGAGAGCAAAGCAUUCCUCCGACAGGGCCUGGUGAUAGUAAGGAGGAUGGCCUUGGGUCAAACAACUUUCAGGCCUUGUUAGAAUAUCGCAUGAAUCGAGGAGAUGAAGUUCUUAAGAAGAGGUACGAUGUGAAUAAGGAGUGCUGCUCCUCAGUUCGGCUGAAUCAGUUGAUUGAGGUGUGGGAGAAAUGCAUCUACAGUAAGCUGGUGGAAGAAGUUAAACAAAAUGGCUUUUUCUCAUUACUUACUGAUGAUUUGGUCAAGAUCUCAGGAGAAUGGUACCUCCCGGCUUUUGUCCGUUAUGUGGACCAGUCUAACUGCCCGCGGGAGAGGUUUGUUGGAUUCUUGUCCUUUGAAGGAGAUGGAGAUGCCUUAGCAGAGAAACUUCUGUCUGAAAUGACUGACAGAUGGGGAUUGGAUAUGGAACAGUGUAGAGGUCAAGCCCACUCCUGCUCUGGGACACAUUUUAGUAAAAUAAAAACAUUUGCUGCCAAACUGAUGGAGAGGUAUCCAAAGGCAGUGCUCACACUAAGAUCUACUUGUGCAUUGAACGUGUCACUGGCGAAGGGUAUGGCUUUGUCGGGGGUUCAGCUCGUCAUGUCAACCCUCAAGAAGAUUGAGUCAUUCUUCAGUCAGUCCCCUUUACUGCAGUUGGAGCUGGAGCACGCUAUUUCUAUUUUCUUCCCAGACAAAGAGGAAAAGGUCAAAGAACUGAAGGAGAUCUGUCAAACCAGCUGGACCAGCCGACACGAUGCAUUUGAGGUGGCCGUGGAAAUUCUAGAGGCAUUACUACUCUGUGUGGACAGCGUGCAUGACAACGAGGAUAUGAGGUGGAACGAUCAAGUCACGCACAACGCCUUAGAGAUUUCAAAAGCUCUAGCUGAUUUCGAGUUUGUCAUGGCGCUGGUCGUGCUGAAAAACACCAUGACACUGACACGAGCAUUUGGGAAGAACGUGCAAGGGAAAGCGACAGAUGCCCACUUUGCUGCAACCAGUUUAAAAGCUGUAUUGCACUCACUGAAGGAAGUGGCGGACAACACCGAUGUGUAUCACGAGUUCUGGAACGAUGAGGCCGUUAACCUAGCCACUGCGAUGGAGAUCCCGGUGAAGGUUCCUCGCUCAUUCUUGAGAAAGCAUCAGUCAGAAUCUGGAGCCAUUCGGCCGGAGACUUACUACAAGGAUCAUCUGACUGUUCCCGUGGUGAACCACAUCAUCAAAGAACUGAAUGAACUCUUCUGUGAGGACCACCUGAAGGCUCUGAGAUGUCUGUCACUGGUCCCUGCUGUCAUAGAGCAGCACAAGUCCACUGAACCCGAGGAAGAGAGCGUGCAAGUGUUUAAAAAUGACAUCCCUAAUGCAGGAACCCUCUCCGCCGAGCUGCACUGCUGGUGGGUUAAAUGGAGCAAGAAGGGCAAAGGUGAGACUCUGCCCUCCAGUCUCCAAGAAACACUGCAGCUGGCCGACGUGAAGUUCUUCCCAAACAUGCUCGCAGUUCUGAGACUGAUCGGCAUCGUGCCUACCUUGGCUCUGGAAGACAGCUGCAAUGUGGCGUACAAGCGCUUCCAGAUGUACAUGGAAAACACGCCCGACAAGUUCAAAUCAACAAGUCUUGCUCUUUUGAAUUUGAACUAUGAUGUUGGGUGUGAUCUGGAUGCAGUAGUUGAGAUCUACAUGAAGACAUACCCAGACCAGGAGGAGGUGUCUUAGUCAGUAAUGGUAGUUAAGCGUCCGGGACAGAUGAUCCACAGCUUAUCUUGAUAAACAUCCUCCUUUAGUGUAGGUUUUUUUUUACUAUCAGGUCCUCGUUGUGAAGUAGAAUCUUUUAAAAGCUGUGUGUUUUUAAUAAAAUGUAGAAUGUAAAAGAACAAUAGACUUAACUACAAAGUGUCAUUAAUUCAUUGAUAAAUUCCAGAUGUUCAUUUUGUUUUUGUUGUGCUUUUCCAUGCUGUUUUCUGUCCAAUCCUUCACUCUAUUGUUGAAACAAGUAGCAUUUAUUUUGUUUUAAGGGUGGGAAUUAUGUAGUCAUGUAAGCCUUGUUAAAGUGUCUUUACUGUGUCACCCAGCGUUCUGCAGACAUUUAACAAUUGGAUAAGGGGGAUCAGAUAUAAAUCCCUCCCUGAACAUGUUAAUAAAGAGGCAGUCUCUUGGGUUUACUAA
Morone saxatilis (striped sea-bass) is the source of this 2725-nucleotide messenger RNA. RefSeq names its product THAP domain containing 12a (gene thap12a). Bases 119 to 2275 code for a protein of 718 amino acids. The transcript has 5 exons. The record is from RefSeq and is a predicted model, not a curated record. NCBI's taxonomy places the organism in Eukaryota, Metazoa, Chordata, Actinopteri, Moronidae.